GACGGCACCCCGUACGUCCCGCCGAAGAUGCCGCAGGGGGGGCGGGGCGCCUCGGCUUGCCAUCGAUGCUGCCACGACGGGGAAAAGUACGCCCCGUGCCUGGACGUCGACGCCUGCGCCGCCCAGGGCCCCGAGCCGGCCGCCCCCCUCGCCCCAACUCCCCCCGGGGCGCCGCCGGCCUUCGUGGGCGACCUGCGCCGCCCGAAGAGCCCGCAGCACCCCCGAACCUCGUGGCUGGGGUACAUCGAGGCCAUGCGGCAGCAGGCCGAGGCCCACAGCAUCGACAUACUGCUCGUCAUGCCGCACAACAACUCCGCCUCGGUCCUCCCGUGGCACCGGGAGUGCAUGGAGCAGUACAAGAUCAAGCUGCAUCUGGUGGACUGGACGACCAAGGCCGGCGCCGGCGAGAUCCUGCGACAUCUGAGUCGUGGUCGUCGUGUUUCUUCUCCUGAUGUGCCUCCUGACGCCAGGCUGGGACCCUUCAAGGAAAAAGGGCUGGUGUGGUCCCAUGGACCUCGUCCGGCUGCACGCCUUCGGCUUCACCGAAUACGACGCCGUGGCCUACUUCGACACCGACGUGGAGUUCCAGGGGGACGUAUUGCCCAUGCUGCGGUGCGCUGCGAGCGGCUACAUCCUCACCACGGCUGGCCCGAUGUCCACGAUCAACAUAGGUUUCCUCGCGGUCAGGCCGUCGAAGAAGUUGAUUGCCGCGGUGAUCGCCUUCGCGAGGCGGACUUCAAGAACGAGACUGGCUGGGCGAAUGCUGGGUUCGCCCCCUGGAAGUCCAAGUACGUUGGCGCGGAGUGCGGCCAGGGCUUCUUGCACACCCUGUUCUACAAGAGCACCGACGUCACCCGGCGCGCCUUCGAGGCGGCGGGCUUGCCGGGCGCGGCGGACGUCCAGGCGGCCAUGCUGGACGUGUGCCUCUGGAACUACCAGAACCACGCGUACUGUCCCAAGGAGUUCGACUGCGGUGCCAUCCGGGUGCACCACAAGCCACAUCCUUGGAAGACGCAGGCCGGCGACUGCGCGAAGCUCUCGGCCGUGUCGAGCAGCGGUAGCGAAGAGCCGCCGCGGUUGGCUUGGGCGUCGCACUUCGAGGUCGAGGAUGGCCCCCUCGCGCUCGGCGGCCAGGCCGUGGCGGGGAGUUCGAUCCUGAGCGACUUCGAGGUGGUCGGGAAGCCCCUGGGCCGCGGGUCCUUCGGCUCUGUGCGGAAGGUCGUUCGGAAGGGUACGGGCGAGGUCUUCGCGAUGAAGGCGAUGUCCAUGGCGCAGAUACUAGAUCUCAACUUGAGGGGCAACGUCGAACGAGAGAUCAGCACGCAGCGGAAGGCUCGGCACCCAAACAUAUUGCGGCUCUUCGAAUAUUUCGAGGAUCAGGAAAGCAUCUACCUGCUUCUGGAGUAUGCGCCGAACGGGUCGCUGCUGGACUUGCUGAAAGAUUGCAGGAGAGCGGCCGUGGCGGCCCAGAGUGAGCAGCUGGGUCUUCCCGAGACUCCCUCCGCGGUGUUUUUCCGCGACGUGGCGGGCGCCCUCCAGUUCCUCCACUGCAGCUGCGUGGUGCACCGGGACCUGAAGCCGGAAAACGUGCUCAUUUGCGCAGGGGGCGUGGCGAAGCUGGCGGACUUCGGCUGGUGCAACCAGCUUGUGCAGGGCGCCAACCGCAGCACCUUCUGCGGCACGUCGGAGUACCUCUCGCCGGAGAUGAUCGCCAACGAGCCCCACGGCCUCGGAGUGGACGUGUGGGCCGCGGGCGUGCUCCUGUUCGAGAUGCUGGUCGGGCGAUCGCCCUUUGCCGCGAGCCACUACGUGCAGGUGCUGAUCAAGAUCUCGAAGGUGGCCUACGAGUUCCCGGGCCACGUCUCCGAGCCGGCCCGGGGCCUGGUGGGCCGGCUGCUCGUGCGGGAGCCCGGCCGGCGCCUGCGCCUGGGGGAGGCGGCAGAGGAUCCGUGGGUGCGGGAGCACAUCCGCCCCCGAGCGGGCCCAGCCCGCCCGGGACAGUGGCAGCCCGCGGUGCUGCCGCCGCGGCGGCUGCGAGGGCGCGCCGCACGCGACGGAGGCACCCGCGGCGCCGCGGCGCGCCGCCAGGAGACGACGGGGGGCCCGCAGAUCUACGAGGCCACCGCGCGCACCAUCCGGGUGCUCCGCGCGGGCCCGCCGGGCGGCGCGCCGCACGCGCAGCUGCUCGCCGACGCCGGCGCCCAGACGCCGGCAGGGAGGGGCAGCGCGUUCUCUGGCGCCUCGGAGCUGUCGGAGGGCACCUGGUCGGCCCUCAGCUGCGACAGGAGCUCCCAGACGGGCCUGCCCGGCAGAGCCAGGUGCUCCGGCGCUUCGGCGCUGUCGGAGAGCACCUGGUCGGCCCGCAGCUGCGACGGGGCCUCCAAGGCGGGCCCACCCCGCUCGGCGAGCUCCGGCGCGCUGGAGGCGGGCCCACCCCGCUCGGCCAGCUCCGGCGCGCUGGAGGCCCUGGCAGCGCCCGGGGCGCCGCGCCCCCUCGCCGCAGCAGCCCGGGCGGCGUGGGCGCGGCGGGCGCGCUCGGGAAGGACCUGGGAAGGCGUGGCGGAGGGCUGCUCGGAGAGCCCCUGGUCGGCCCCGAGCCUCGACGGCAGCUCCCGGGCGAAGCUGCGCAGCACCGUGGGCGCCGGCAUCCGCGAGCGCCUGGCGAUGCGGCAGCGGAAGCUCACCGGCGCCACGGACGGCGUGCGCGCGGGCGACGCGCUCCGGAAGGACGACGCCCCCGCCCCGCUCGCGGAGCAGCUCCGCGGGGACACCUCGGCUCCCCGGCGGCGGCGGGCCACUUGCCCGGAAGCGGCGCUGCAGCCUCGCCCCGCCGUGCAUAUUCACAGCGGGUACGGGAGCGCCGUGCCGCCGCCCAGCAUCACUCCUGCGGGCGCCGCGUGGGCCGCCUGGGCGAAGGCCAAAUGACAACCCAUCCGGCGGAUAAUUAGCCUCUGCAGUCUGAUGCUCGGCUGCAAGUCCAAUCCUGAAGCCCACAGAUGUCAUCUUGCGACUGUGCCGCGCGAUGUUACCUGGUGCAGGCGGGUCCAUCACCCAGUCCUGCUUCUUUCGCCGCCUCCCCUCGCCCCUCCUCUGCUCCCCCCCCUCCCUUCUCUUCUCCUCACUCCUCUUUCUGCGUGUAAUUAGUAUGUUGGAGCAUGCACAGGCUGUUUGUAGGCAGGCGCAGCUGUCGGCGGCUGUGCUUCACACUCCUCGGUGGGCUCAUCUCCAGUUUCGGACGGCCGCCUCUUCGCGGAGACAGGCCGUGUAGUGGGCGCUGUUCCCUUCUCGACCUUCGUCCUCGUUCUAGUCCCUCCGCCCCCU
Molecule: messenger RNA, 3321 nt
Organism: Prorocentrum cordatum
Lineage: Eukaryota; Dinophyceae; Prorocentrales; Prorocentraceae
Source: the annotation of a GenBank genome assembly